AAAAAGUAGCAUGCAUGUAUAAGGAGUUGGUUUUACUCUGUUCAGUACUUCAUCCAAAGAACUGAGAUGUUUAUUUGAGAAACUACACUGUGGGAGGUGGCCAGGGGUCAUGAGCCUGCAGAUGUAUAGUGGGAAGCAAGCCUUGUUGGUUGAUGUCACUUCUCCUCUCCUCAGGGAGGAGGGCAAGUUGAUUUGGUUAUCCAUUCCAAAAAGCCUAAUCAAAUGUGCCUUUGUUAGCACUUCACAAGGCUUUCCACUGAAUGUGGCUUGUGUGCCUUGAAUUUGUAAUGGAAGUAGAGGGCAACAAGAGGACUGUGAAUCUCGUUUGAGGAGGAAACCAUUCUUUUUAGUAAACUUGGAACCUUUGUUCAAUUGAGACAGAUGAGAAAAAUAUAGCUGAAGUGGGUGAAGCCAGUGUUCUUUGUUCUUGCUGUAUUCAUCAUUAGGAUCAUUUGUUUCCGCUUUCCAGGCAAUAACGUCUUAUGUAAUUGUUUUUCAUAGGGAAAUCCAGAUAAAAAGUCUACCAAUGAACCUGCUUCCAGCCCAGUAAAACAUGGAAAGGAAAAUCCUGUCCAGAGAGAGCCCCAGAAGACUCUCGGCCAAGCUAGGCAGAGGCACAGAAAUGAAAAAAGUGGCCCGACAACUCGGCAUGGUGGCUGCUGAGUCAGAUAAGGACUCUGGAUUUUCAGAUGGGAGCUCAGAAUGUCUGAGCUCUGCAGAGCAGAUGGAAUCUGAGGACAUGCUGAGCGCCUUGGGCUGGAGCAGAGAAGACAAGCUGAGGCAGAGCUCCAAAGCUGCAAACACCUUCCCUACACUGUCCCCCAUGGUCGUUAUGAAGAAUGUGCUGGUCAAGCAGGGAAGCAGCUCAUCUCAGCUCCAGUCCUGGACUGUCCAGCCCUCCUUUGAAGUGAUCUCAGCACAGCCACAGCUCUUUGUCCUGCAUCCACCUGUGCCAUCUCCUGUCAGCCCAUGUCACGCCAGUGAGAAAAAGUCAGACUCCAGAAGCUACUUGCCUAUUCUGAAUUCUUAUACCAAAAUAGCACCACACCCAGGCAAAAGAGGCCUUUCCCUUAGUCCAGAAGAAAAAGGAGCAAGUGGAAUGCCGAAGAAAGUCUGUACGGAGAGACUGGGGCCCGGCUUGCCUUCCAGUGAGCAGACCAAGACUGGCGCUGUACCAUCCAGUCCCUCAACUGCAGCCCCACCCAGCGCCAAACUCACCGAGGACUCAGCUCUUCAGGGUGUGCCCUCCUUGGUGGCAGGUGGAAGUCCACAGACUCUUCAGCCAGUGUCCAGCAGCCAUGUGGCAAAAGCUCCAAGUCUGACAUUUGCAUCCCCUGCUAGUCCUGUCUGUGCCUCAGACAGUACUCUGCACGGCUUAGAGAGCAGCUCCCCACUCUCCCCACUGUCAGCCAAUUAUAGCUCACCUCUGUGGGCUGCAGAACACCUCUGCCGCAGCCCAGAUAUUUUUUCAGAGCAGCGGCAAAGCAAACACAGGCGCUUUCAGAAUACCCUAGUAGUCCUGCACAAAUCUGGUUUGCUGGAGAUCACUUUGAAAACCAAGGAGUUGAUUCGUCAGAACCAGGCAACUCAGGUGGAACUAGACCAGCUGAAGGAGCAAACCCAGCUGUUUAUAGAGGCCACCAAGAGCAGAGCUCCUCAGGCGUGGGCCAAGCUGCAGGCAUCUCUAACGUCUGGGCCCAGUCAUCCAGGCAAUGACUUAGACACGUUCUCUGAUCACCCAGAUAUCUAGCACAGAGGCAUAUUUUCCAGUUAUCUGAGUGGUUCUUUGAACUCUUUUGCUGUUACCUACACUGUUUCCCAAAGCUUACGUAAGACCUUUUCCUUCUAAACUCACCUUUGAAGCCAGUCCCUGGCUGCUGUCUUAACCUGUGGUCCAUGUUCAUGUUGUGUGUGUCUCCAUUCCACUGAGGACCUCCAGCUCUGUGUGUCCUUGAGUUCCUUCUCCUUAGCCUGCAGGCACUUAGCUGGAUCAUGGGGAAAAGCAGGAAGGAUGACUGUGUGGGGCUCUUCUAGCUGUCACCUCCCACCAUCCUACUCACUAACCAGGAUCAAGGGUGCAGUAAUGAGGAUGAGCAUAUGGAGUGGGUCACAAGGUUCCCUUCAUAGAUCCUCCCUUGACUGUCUUAAUCACAGAGAAAAAUAAGAGGUGUGUUUGCAUUCCACAAGGCCUCAUGCCAGCUGGGUGAAACCUAAAAUGCUUUGGGCACAGGUUGAGCCCGGGUGCAAGCACUUAAUCACGUAAAGCUUUGUUUUCAACUUGAAUGUCAAGGGACAAGGGUAGUACUGUCUGACUCAGACACUUCAGUCACACACCAGAUUGCUCUUUAAAAAGUAGGAAACAUGCUUCAGAUUUUAAAGGUAUGGAAUGAAUUGAGUACUGUCUGGAACUAUAGUUGAUGAAUUGCUUUUUUAACUGAAGAAGGCCAGAGAAAAUAGCCAUUGCCAGCAUCUCUUGGUCAGCAGCUGAAGGUCUUGAAAUAGUGCAGUCUGUUUUUAUAUCUAAAAAGCUCAAGGAUAACUUCAGUGCUUCCUAAGGGUGUGGUGUAAGUUAUCUCUCUGCUGCCUUCUUGUUGUUUUCCCUUUGUUUUAUGAGAGGAAAGAAGUGAUUAUGCUUGUAUACUAAAUAAAAUCAUCCUGAGAUUAUAAGAAUAAGGCCACAAGAAAUUUAAAAGCAUUCUCAUCAGUUUCCUUUUUGCAUCUCAAGUUUUUGCCUGUCCAUGUCAUGAUGACGGGGAGCAACUGAAGAGCACUCUCUUGUGUCUUUCAAGCCAAAGGUGUCAUGUUGGUUCUGUGAUGCUCAUCUCAACAUGGAGAAUGACGAGAAUUUCCAGGUGAUAUUCACUCUUUCCUGCUCAUUGUAUCAGUAACUAGAUGUCUUAAGUAGGAAAGAAUCAAAGAUUUUAUCCCCUCACUUAAAAUUUUCACCCCCUUGAAAACUUUGUUCUUUACAAAUUCCUUUAAUGAGUUCUUAUGGCCAGAUCCAUCUUUUCUGCAAAGAUGUUCCUGAGGUUUUAUUAAGCCCAGCAGUUAAUGAUCAUAUUUACUAGGUAGCUGUAACUCUAACAUCAGAAUUUAGAAAUUCUGAGGCUUUGGAUCUCUCAGACUAUGCUCACAAACACAUAAGACUUAAAAAUAAACAACUUGGUAAAAUCUCUAGACUCCUCUGAUCAACAGAAUUUGCUUUCUGAAAGAGUUUCCAAAAUCAGAGCAAAUGUGUCUCUAGGCAGACUCAGCUCCUUGUAAUGUUUUUGUCUUGGCCCAUUCCCUUUGCCUCCCCUCAGUCUGCAUGGCACUAUAGCUGCUCUGCUCUGCACCAUGCUAGGAAGCUUCCUGCUUGGCAGAAUAGUUUUGGCAGCAAAGCCAUAGAGACAGGUGCAUUCAGAACAGCCUGGGCACCAGUCAUGAGUCUUACUGAGUGUCAAAAAUCUGAAAGCACUUGCUGAGAACCAAAUGCAUUUCUUUGGAAAAACACUCUGUGGAGCUGUGAGCUUCUCAGACUCCUCCCCCUAGAUUGGGGUUUGCAUUUCCCUUCCUGUCGUGAUAAAAGAUGAUGAAAGCCAUCAUCAGUCCUCACUGCUGAGUAACAGCAGCAUACCGCAACCUUCCCCUCUUUGAUCUUGUACCUAGAGCUGGAAGUCUCUAGACUUCAAGCAUGGGUAUUCUUUCCUUAGUGGAGCUGGCAGCAAAUGAGCCCAUGUAGAGAAGCUAGAUCUUGGAGCUAUCUGUUGGGGCCAGAGGUCAGAUCCAUAAAUAGAGGAACUUCAGAGUUGACCAGGAAGAUCUCCAUUGGUUGCACAAAGCUGUAAGUAGUAAUGGCCUUAGCAGUGCAUGAUGUCAGUUGUAUGAAGUACUGUGGCAAAGUUACUGUUUUCUGACCAUGAGAAACCAAUUUUAGCUCAGAUUUUAUUGGCAGUAUUUAAACAUCUAGAAAAAGUUGCCAGUUGAAUUGGUUAUGGGCAUGGACAUUUGUAAUUUAUUACGCAUCACUUUUUAUUGAUUAUAGUAUUGUCUGACUUCACUUCUCUAUGAUUCCUUCAGCAGAAAAGUAACUUAUGCAUAUACUGAAGUGGUUUUUCCAGAUAUGAAUUCUUUAGGGUAGAAAUUAUUUAACAAAUGUGAAUUCUUUUGAGAAAGUAUGAAGUUAUAUAGAAAUUGACUGUGAAAUGUCAGAGGAAAAUAAAAGUCACUUACUUGAAAACCGUUUGACCUUUUUGCUUUGUAAUUGCUUAAAAAUACUAAGCAAGGGCUGAGGGUAUAGCUCAGUGGAAAAAUACUUGCCUAGCAUGUGUGAGGCUCUGGGUUCUAUUCCUAGCACUGGUGGCGAGGGGGUCCCCUAAGUGAAAUCUAGAGUAAAUGUUUGAAUUGGGUUAAGUUUCAAACAUAGUUUUGUGUCACUUGGGAAUAUUGAGAUUGAAUACUGAAUAUGUGGGAAUUCAUUCAUACUGUUAGCAGUAUGGACUUUGGAGGAAAUGCAGGCAGUCUUUUUUCUUUUUUUUCCAGUCCUGGGACUUGAACUCAGGGCCUACACCUUGAGCCACUCCACCAUCCCUUUUUUGUGAG
Castor canadensis (American beaver) is the source of this 4581-nucleotide messenger RNA. The record is from RefSeq and is a predicted model, not a curated record. Lineage: Eukaryota; Metazoa; Chordata; Mammalia; Rodentia; Castoridae.